Triticum turgidum subsp. durum (durum wheat) is the source of this 978-nucleotide messenger RNA. NCBI's taxonomy places the organism in Eukaryota, Viridiplantae, Streptophyta, Magnoliopsida, Poales, Poaceae. The record is from the annotation of a GenBank genome assembly.
AUGGCGCCGUCGCGGCCGCUGAUGCGCGGGGCGGGCCCGCCGCGGGUCUUCGGCUCCGCGCGCGCCGGCCGGGCCUCGCCGUACGCGCUCGCGCUCGCCGCGCUGCUCCUCGCCUCCGCCUUCCUCCUCGCCCUCAUCGCCUUCGGCGUCUUCUCGCUCCCCGUCUCCUCCCCCGCGCUCCCAACCACCGGCGCCGGCGCCGAGACCGAGUCCUCCGGCGACGGCGGUGGGGCCGCGGAGUCCGAGUCCUCCGCCGGCUCCUCCCGCGCCGCGCGCACCCGCGCCCGCCGCGACCUCAGCGAGGGGCUGGGCGAGCGCGGCGCGCAGUGGACGGAGGUCGUCUCGUGGGAGCCCAGGGCGUUCGUCUACCACAACUUCCUGUCCAAGGAAGAGUGUGAGUACUUAAUUGGAUUGGCAAAGCCUCGCAUGGUGAAAUCAACAGUGGUCGACAGUGAGACUGGUAAAAGCAAGGACAGCAGGGUUCGUACAAGUUCAGGCAUGUUUCUUCAAAGAGGACGGGACAAGGUUAUCCGGGCCAUUGAAAGGAGGAUAGCAGAUUACACCUUCAUACCUGCAGAACAUGGAGAGGGACUCCAAGUCCUGCACUAUGAAGUCGGGCAGAAGUACGAACCCCACUUUGACUAUUUUCUUGACGAGUUCAACACCAAGAAUGGUGGCCAGAGGAUGGCAACUAUUCUCAUGUACCUAUCAGAUGUUGAAGAAGGGGGUGAGACUAUUUUCCCCGAUGCAAAUGUGAACAGCAGUUCCUUACCGUGGUACAACGAACUUUCAGAGUGUGCCAGAAAAGGUCUUGCUGUCAAACCGAAGAUGGGAGAUGCGCUGCUUUUCUGGAGCAUGAAACCAGAUGCCACUCUAGAUCCACUAAGUUUGCACGGGGCUGUCCUGUUAUCAAAGGGAACAAAUGGUCAUCAACCAAGUGGCUGCAUGUUCACGAGUACAAAGCAUAGGCCCUUCUGA